This is a messenger RNA of Balearica regulorum gibbericeps (East African grey crowned-crane), 396 nucleotides long. NCBI's taxonomy places the organism in Eukaryota, Metazoa, Chordata, Aves, Gruiformes, Gruidae. The record is from RefSeq and is a predicted model, not a curated record.
AUGGUGACUCGGGAGGUGCCACACAUACCUAAAUGUCUUGAAGAAGCAGACUCAUUAGAUGAAUUCAGUCCAUCCUAUAAAGCUGUCCUUAAUACUAGUAACAUGAAAACAUCUGAAGUUUCUGCAGUCAUGGCUAAAGCUGACGGCAAACCAAAAUCUAUCCAUCAUGCCAAAAAAUGGUCAGAUGAUGUUGAGAACUUAUACAGAUUUCAGCAAGCUGGAUACAGAGAUGAGAUUGAAUAUAAACAAGUAAAACAAGUUGAUAUGGUAGAGUGUUGGCCAGAAACUGGAUUUGUUAAGAAGCUUCAGAGAAGGGACAAUACAUUCUAUUAUUACGAUAAGCAAAGAGAAUGUGAAGACAAAGAAGUCCAUAAAGUGAAAGUUUAUGUGUAUUAG